GAAACAGUUUCCUUAAUUAAAUGAAAAAUUAAAUUAAAUUAUUUAAAAUUAUAAUUAAAUGAAGGUUGCGAUGAUGGCAAAGGGAGGGCUGGAAAUAUUUAAGAUGGAACCAAAGUUAAAAGAGAUACAUCUAGAGGAUGUUGCCUCUCGCCAUCGCCGUGAGCGCAAAGAACUUCAGGCCAAGUUGCAGGCAAUGAAGAAGAAUGCGCCCAAGAACAACAAAACUAAGCGCAAGGAGUUCCUGGAUGAGAUGUCACGCCUUGAGAAUGAGCUGGAGCAGCGUCAAAAAGUCGAGCUACAGGCAGACAACAGCAAAGACGCGUCUGAGCUGUCCAAGAAUCAACACUUUGCAGGAGUGCCGACUGCAGCAUGUCAACCAGCCAAAAGCAAGGAAGACGAAGAGAAACGACUGGAACCAGGCACGCAGCGUGUCUCUAAAGCCCAAAAGCGACGCGACAGGAAAGCACGAGAGGCCCGCGAACGCGAGGAGGAAAUCCGCGUGGAGCUCCAGAAUGCAGCCAAUGAUGGACCAUCCAUAAAAUUGGUCGAACUUCAACAGAUCACAGCAAAAUUGGCCGGUCGACAGCUGGCCCUGCACUCCAUAGCCUCUGAUGGAGACUGCUUGUACCAUGCUGUGCUCCAUCAGUUAAAUGUAAAUUCUCUGCCCGGCCACAGUGUGCAAGAGCUGCGGAAGGAAACGGCCAACUAUGUGCGCGCCCAAAAGGACACAUUCGUUAGCUAUAUGACACAUCCGGAGUCUGGAGAUCUUUUAAAUGAAGAGCAGUUCGAGCAAUACUGCAAAGACAUAGACGAGAACCAUGCAUGGGGUGGACAUAUCGAACUGAAGGCAAUGUCCUCAUUACUGAAGGUUCCAAUUGAAGUCAUCCAAGCCGAUGGAGCUCCUACAUUGCUAGGGCAAGAGGAAUUUGGCGGUGCACCCCUGGUACUAUGCUUCCAUCGUCAUAUGUACCAGUUGGGUGCCCACUAUAACUCCACAGUGCCAGUAGAAAUCUAGACAUGGAAGAGCCAGAUAAUUAUUGAAUUUGUAACACUUUAAAUAUUUUUAUUUAUAAAUAUGCGUUGGAAGUUCUGAAUUAUUGUCAAAAA
Molecule: messenger RNA, 1107 nt
Organism: Drosophila subobscura
Lineage: Eukaryota; Metazoa; Arthropoda; Insecta; Diptera; Drosophilidae
Product: deubiquitinase OTUD6B
Exons: 1
Coding region: 59-1015 (318 amino acids)
Biological process (GO): protein deubiquitination
Molecular function (GO): cysteine-type deubiquitinase activity
Source: RefSeq, a predicted model, not a curated record